Messenger RNA from Columba livia (rock pigeon), 1138 nucleotides. RefSeq names its product ribosomal protein L7 (gene RPL7). Lineage: Eukaryota; Metazoa; Chordata; Aves; Columbiformes; Columbidae. Bases 312 to 1073 code for a protein of 253 amino acids. Gene Ontology annotation, cellular component: cytosolic large ribosomal subunit. Gene Ontology annotation, molecular function: RNA binding; structural constituent of ribosome. The transcript is spliced from 7 exons. Gene Ontology annotation, biological process: maturation of LSU-rRNA from tricistronic rRNA transcript (SSU-rRNA, 5.8S rRNA, LSU-rRNA). The record is from RefSeq and is a predicted model, not a curated record.
GGCGGUGCCGCCCCGGGACAAUCCGCUGCCAUCGGCGGCUGCGGCGGUGCCAGCUCCCUGCCUACCGCAUCGGGACGCUGUCCGUCGCUCCUCAGCCGCCAGGCCGGCGACGCGGUGGGGAGGAGGGGCACAAGUUGUGUGGGGCCGGCAGCGGCGGGAGGACGGGCCCAGCGCGGCGGGGAUGGAGCCGUCGCCGGUCGUGUCUGUUCCGCAGCCCGCGGUUGUUGCCGCGCCGGCCCGCGGUGGCGUGGGGAGGGAGUGCUGGCCCGCAAGUGGAGGGCUCGAGGCCGGAGUUUCUCCUGGUCUGGCGGAUGGUGCUGUGCUGGGGGAGCGGUGUGCGCCUUGGAGCAAAGAAGGUGCCAUCUGUACCGGAAAGCCUGCUAAAAAAGCGGCAGGCUUAUGCGGCUAUGAAAGCCAAACGUCAGAAGAAGAUUCUGGCUAUAAAAAAGGCCCGUAAGGCGCAAAGGAAACUCAUCUAUGCAAGAGCCCAAGCUUACCACAAGGAGUACAGGCACAUGUAUAGGCAGGAGAUCCGUAUGGCCAGGAUGGCCCGAAAAGCUGGUAAUUACUACGUUCCAGCGGAACCAAAACUGGCGUUUGUGAUCAGGAUAAGAGGUACCAAUGGUGUCAGCCCUAAGGUCCGCAAGGUGUUGCAGCUUCUCCGCCUGCGUCAGAUUUUUAAUGGCACGUUUGUAAAACUCAACAAAGCUUCUAUCAACAUGCUGCGGAUUGUUGAACCCUACAUUGCAUGGGGUUAUCCCAAUCUGAAGUCUGUGCAUGAAUUGAUCUACAAGCGUGGUUAUGGCAAGAUCAACAAGCAGCGCAUCGCUCUUACUGAUAAUUCCCUGAUUCAGAAACGCCUUGGAAAGCUUGGGAUCAUCUGCAUGGAGGAUGUGAUCCAUGAAAUUUACACUGUUGGGAAGAACUUCAAAGUUGUGAACAACUUCCUUUGGCCUUUCAAGUUAUCCUCUCCUCGGGGCGGAAUGAAGAAGAAAACAAUCCACUUUGUGGAAGGUGGAGAUGCUGGUAACAGAGAAGAUCAGAUCAACAGACUCAUAAGGAGAAUGAACUAAUGAUUCAGAUGCCCAGCUGCAAUCUCUCAAACUCUGGUCUGUUAAUAAAAACAUCUUGCACAAAA